Molecule: messenger RNA, 2869 nt
Organism: Sycon ciliatum
Lineage: Eukaryota; Metazoa; Porifera; Calcarea; Leucosolenida; Sycettidae
Product: synaptic vesicle 2-related protein-like
Exons: 15
Coding region: 325-1863 (512 amino acids)
Biological process (GO): transmembrane transport
Cellular component (GO): membrane
Molecular function (GO): transmembrane transporter activity
Source: RefSeq, a predicted model, not a curated record
UCUCUGCCCGCGUGCACUGGCUAUUUUUUGCUUCUUGCACGCAGACAGUUUGUCAGCAGAAGUACGGAAUAAUUGGGCGGCAUAGAUUGUUCUGAAUUGAGUUCCAUGCGCCUUUGGCGCCUGCUCAUUUCCUCCCAACACAACCAGUCGGGACACUAUUUCUCCUCACGAGCCUUAGUGAAGCACAAAUUCUGUAAUGAAGUGUCGCGGAAUUCAUAGUGUUCCUGAUUUCUAAAUUUUGGAUAAUCGCCCUCAAUCACUAUCUAACUGUGAAUAGAUAAUGCUUGGGGUAUAGCUUUCCUGCUAGUCGACAAAGCUAAAGUAAUGAGCGACACGGAGAAACCGACCGCUAGUGCUGGUCUGCUGGACAGGUUCUUCCCGUCCUCUGCUAGCGAGACGACGAAAGCGUGCAGUGCAGAUGGAGACGAUGGGGACACGUUCACUGUGGAUACAGCCAUGGAGAGGCUGGGAUUUGGCCGUGUACAGUGGAGAGUCACAGCCAUGUGCGGAAUUCUAUGGGCUGCGGAUGGUGUUGAGUCGACUAUUCUAGCCAUAGUUGCGCCGGAAGCACGCUGUGUGUUCAACAUAUCGCCAUGGUCGGAGGCCCUUCUCACUACUGUUGUGUUUGCUGGUAUGCUGGUUGGAGCUGCUCUUUGGGGCAGAAUGGCGGAUAUCAACGGACGACGACUGUGCGUAGUAAUAUCAACGGUGGCCGUUAUCUACUUUGGUCUGUUGAGUGCCUUCUCCGUGUCCUACCCAUGGCUGCUGGCACUCAGGGGAAUCUUUGGAUUCGCCAUGGCCGGUUUGCCUCAAUCAGUGACGUACUUCAUGGAGAUGGUGCCAGUGAAGACCCGUGCUGCGUGCAGUGCAUUCCUGCAGCUUGUGUACAGUCUUGGCAUGAUAGGAGCGGCUGGCAUGUCGAUUGGCAUCAUGUCGGCGCUGAACUGGCGCUAUUUGCUCGCCUUCUCCGUGUUUGCCUACAUCCUGGUCUUGCCGCUCGCACUGACAAUACCUGAAUCACCACUCUACUAUAUAUCACGUGGCAAGCUUGGUUCAGCAAUGGACUCGCUACAAGACAUUGCUCGUGGCAAUGGCAAAGAGCUGCCCAGUGGACAGCUAGUAAAACGCUGUAAUGCUCUCAGUACCGAAGGACUGGAUCAGCCGGCAAAGGCUCAAGCGGAUGCUCAUGGCAUACUUGAUCUGUUCAGACCACUCAAAGGAUUGGUCACCACGCUUCUCCUCUGGCUGAUAUGGUUUCUGAUAGCUUUCACGUAUUUCGGAGUGCUGCUCAUGACAACAGAGCUGCUAGAAAUGUAUCACGGCGUAGAUGAUGCCGCGGUGCAGUGUCUAGAUAAGGUAGCCGUGGAGAAGGUUGGAGACUGUCAUCAUUUGGACAAGAAAGACUACUUGGAUGUGCUUUGGACAUCUUUAGCCGAGCUACCCGCCAUUGCGAUAUGCUAUGGUUUGAACCACAUCCUGCGGCGGCGUGCCAGUAUUGCCGUGCACAGUGUGUGUGCUAGCGUGAUGGGUGCCUUCCUCAUCAUAUGUCCACUCUCAAGGGCUGGUGUUGUUGGAUUGAUAUUUGGAAUGCGCUCGUUCCUGUCAUCAUUAUUUAUAACCAUGUACCUGUAUACAUCCGAGGUUUAUCCCACGGCAAUGCGUGCUACAGGCCUGGGUGCCGCGUACACCUGGGGACGUGUCGGUGGUAUUACCACGCCAUUCAUUUCACAGGUGAUGUUACGCCAUACCAUACGUGGCACAAAGCUAUUCUACGCUCUCACUUCGCUACUCAUUGGCGUUGCCGGCUUGCUACUGCCGUAUGAGACAAAGGGUCGUAGCUUGGAGGAUGGCUGGGGUACCUGACAGCUUUGCAGCAUAACGUCAGGAUAGCCAGGAGUGCUGAAACGACUAGCUACCCUGUUGGUUGAUGCCUGCUUCGAGUCAGCACGCUCAGGCUGCUGCAAGCCGGGUAUUUAUAUCCAGGUGGAAUGCAACUAAGACCUGCCCAAGGUCUAAAAGAGCAAACUGUUGUCUUGGGACUACGCACUAGUGUUCCGACGUGUUUAGCCCUGAGUCGGCUAAUCCUUGAUUGAGAAAGCUGGCUAGUCAUGUUGCUCUGGUAUGCACCCAUGCACUAUUAAACAGUCACCUGGAACUAAAAAAAACUUCACCCAAAGGGUUCUUUUGCACAAUGCAGUUGACUCAAUUUCCUAUAUUUCCGAAACACUGAGGCGAAGACGUAUCUGGAUUUCUGUGUGUGUGUGUAUGCAUGUUUUUGGGCUGACGUCAAUAGCAAGUUGCUGCAGGUUAUGUGGUGCGUUUUGACUUUUGAGAAAUAAACUGUACCAGCGUAUUCUCUGUGAUUCAAAACUAGUAUGAGACGCAGAGAACAAUAACAGUAGGCAAUCUUGGCGUAUAUCGCACUUUGCAAGCGGGACGUUCACCAGUUAUUUCUCUACCAGCAUGGGCAUGUAAUCAGCUGGUUUUGGCGGUGCAUUCGACGCUAACGCGUUGAUGGCAUUCUUAUGAACCGUGAUCAUCAAUUAUUAUUGGACUGCCAUGAUAUCUAUUUCCCACUAUCAUUACAAUGUGAAUACAAUUUCCUACGAUUUCAACAGUCCUAAAUAAGUUCCUGUGUUCACACAAGUGUAUUCCUUGAUAUUUCUAACCCAAACAAUUUCUUGUCAUGACGAACAAAUUGAUGUUAUUGGUGUUUAGCACAUUCUGUGUGCUGAUUAUUAUCAAUUUCUCACACUAUUUUGUGCAGCAAUUCAUACAAAUUCCUGCAAAGCGGACACCGUAAAUUAUUAUUUUGCUGAGAACUUGCUACUGUAGUGGUUUGGAUUUGGAGGGAAUUGUUUGUUCAUGA